ACAGACAGAGACAAUAAAGGAAUAAUAUUUCUCCAUCUUGUUUUUCUACUCAUAAUACGGUGCUAAUUGCUGAGUUCAGAAAGAAUUAGAAGGCGCUGUAAUUUAAUGUGCAGAUCUUAGAAAUAUGGUUUAAAACAAUUUAUUGCAUCCGUUUUAAUAAUAAUAAUUUUGCAUUCUACAAGUGUGUCACUAGAUGAUUAAAAAUUAAAUAUUUCAUGCUGUAUAAGCGAAGACAUCAAACAAGUGUUUGCCAGUGACUAAACAAUGAGUUCUCGUCAUAGGGAUAGGAGUCGAUCACGAUCUCGCGACCGUGAUCGACACAAGGAAAGGGACAAGGGACGGGAUCGUGACCGUGAUAAAGAUAGAGAGCGAGACCGUGACCGUGAUCGUGAUCGUGAUCGUGAUCGUGAGCGAGAUCGUGAUCGUGACCGUAACCGAGACAGAGACAGGGACAGGGACCGGGAUCGCGACCGUGAUCGCGAGAGACACCGGUCUAAGAGGGAUAAGGAGCGAGACCGCAGCCGCAGCCGAGAUCGCCAUAAAGAAAAAAGGCGAAGUCGCUCUCGCAGUCGGAGUCGAAGUCGUGGAAGAAAGUCUAAGGACAGGGAUGGGACCAUUGCCCUUCUGGAUCAGAUGGUGGGAACUACUACCAAAGCCACUGCUCGACAAGUGGCAGCCCCCACUAGCAUCAAUCCUGCAACACAAGCAGCCAUAUUGGCAGCCGCAGCUGUAGCUCAGACGUUUGUGGCGCAGCGGCGCAUGGCGGCGCCCGUGCAGCCCGCCGCCGCCGCCGCCGCCGCGCUGUCGGCCGCCACCGCCAUCCCGCCGCCCACCUCGGUGCAGCAGAAGCUGGAGAUGAUGCAGGCGCGCACCGAGUCGCGCUACCGCGACAAGCCGCCCUUCGACCACCACCCGGACGACGACAAGGACGACGGCCAAGGCCCGCCCGGCGAGACGGCGGCCGAGCGGCGCGCGCGGCGGCGGCGCACGCGCUGGAUGGGCUCGGAGCACGACAAGACCUUCAUCCCCGGCCUGCCCACCGUGCUGCCGUCCACCCUCACGCGCGAGCAGGAGGAACAGUAUCUACUGCAGCUGCAGAUCGAGGAGGUGAGCCGCAAGCUGCGCUCCGGCGACCUGGGCAUCCCGGCCAACGUGGACGAGAGGUCUCCGUCGCCGGAGCCCAUCUACUCGACGGACGGCAAGCGCCUGAACACGCGCGAGUACCGCACGCGCCGCAAGCUGGAGGAGGAGCGCCACCGCCUCGUGCAGCGCAUGCAGCAGAUCAACCCCGAGUUCAAGCCGCCGCCCGACUACAAGCCGCCCAUCAUCCGCGUGCACGACAAGGUGAUGAUCCCGCAGGAGGAGCACCCCGACAUCAACUUCGUGGGGCUGCUCAUCGGCCCGCGGGGGAAUACGCUUAAAGCGAUGGAGAAGGAGACGGGUGCAAAGAUAAUAAUACGAGGCAAGGGCUCCGUGAAAGAGGGCAAGGUGGGCCGCAAGGACGGACAGCCGCUGCCCGGCGAGGACGAGCCGCUGCACGCCUACAUCACCGCCACCAACGCGGACUGCGUCAAAAAGGCAGUCGAGAAGAUCAAGGAGGUGAUCCGCCAGGGCGUAGAGGUGCCCGAGGGGCAGAACGACCUGCGGCGCAUGCAGCUGCGCGAGCUGGCGCAGCUCAACGGCACGCUGCGCGAGAGCGACGCGCCGCGCUGCGCCAACUGCUCCGCCGCCGACCACAAGACCUGGCUCUGUCCCGACAAGCCGAACGUGACCAACAGCAUCGUGUGCUCGUCGUGCGGCGGCGCGGGACACAUCGCUCGGGACUGUCGCGCGCGCCGCCCGGGACACGCACCGCCCGCUGCGCACGACAAGGCUAAGAUCGACGAGGAGUACAUGUCGCUGAUGGCGGAGCUGGGCGAGGCCCCGCCGGGGUUGGGCACUGGCCCCCUGCGGCGCCCCGCGCACUCGCCCUUCGCGCCCGCGCACGCGCCACGCGCCAUCAUGCCGGCCCCGGGAGGCGCCCCGCCGUCGCUGCCGCCGGCGCCCUUCCCGCACGCGAUGCCGCACGCGCCGCAGCACGCGCCGUGGCUGGGCUCGAGCGCCGGCGCCAGCGUGAGCGCGGCGCAGCCCCCGCCGCCCGGCAGCGCGCCGCCCUUCCCGCCGCCGCCGCCGCCGCACCAGGGAGAUAAUCCAAUGGGUCCUCCGUCCAACGGUCCCGGCGGCCCGCACAUGCCUCCACCUCCGCCGGGCAUGCUGGGGCUGGGCGGCUGGCGCGGCGCGUUCGGGCCGCCAUGGGCCGCGCCGCCCGCCGCGUUCCUGGCGCCGCCGCCGCCGCCGCCGCCCGUGUCGUCGUCGUAGCCGGCGCCGCCGGAGCCGAGCCGGACGCUCGGAGGCUCGAGCCGGUCGUCCUACUUUAGUUUUCCGAUUUCAAUUACUUCUUUUAGCGAGUUGCGGUUUAUGACGAGGAGAAGAGGGAAAAAUGAUUUUGCUCCCGCACAAAAUGGCAUCGAUGGCGGCGUUUCAAAUGUCCACAAAGUGUUGUAAUAAGUAAACGA
This is a messenger RNA of Vanessa tameamea, 2555 nucleotides long. RefSeq names its product splicing factor 1 (gene SF1). The record is from RefSeq and is a predicted model, not a curated record. Gene Ontology annotation, biological process: regulation of mRNA splicing, via spliceosome. Gene Ontology annotation, cellular component: nucleus. Gene Ontology annotation, molecular function: zinc ion binding; mRNA binding. NCBI's taxonomy places the organism in Eukaryota, Metazoa, Arthropoda, Insecta, Lepidoptera, Nymphalidae. The transcript has 16 exons. The coding region runs from base 265 to 2358 and encodes 697 amino acids.